AUGCCUUGCCAUAUAUUUCUCUACCUACUGCUCGCACUCACUUCCUUCGUGGCCGCCGAUGUUGCACCAAUUACCGACUUUGUCGCUUACCAAAGUGGCCAAUUUGGGCUCAGACCGAACCAGACCUACUACACGUCCAACGUAACGUCUCCGAUCUUCUUAGUCAAUACCUGGGACAAAGCAGCGGUGGACAACGCCUCGCACAUCUUUCUAAACUAUGGGAAUAGCCCCGAGACGGGUGUUGGAAUGCUUUUUUCAGCGAACGACCUCAGUCUCGUGUGGUUCCAAAAGGAAACUUCAGAGCAGAAGGUAAACAAUGUAGGAAUACAAAGGUUCCACGGCACUGACUACCUGGUGUAUUGGCUUGGAAAACAAACAGGGGGCCACGGAAGUGGAAACUGGCUGAUGCUAAACUCUUCUUACGACAUUGUCCAUAACGUUACGACUACGGGACUCCCGGUCGGCGCUGACUUUCACGAAUUUCGCCUCACAGAUGAAGGGAUGGCUUUGAUUAUGGCGUAUAACCCCAUCCCGUAUAACCUGAGAAAGGUGGGAGGAUGGAAAAAAGACAUACUGUUGGAUAGUGUCUUCCAGGAAGUGGAUGUGAUAACUGGCAAGGCACUCUUUACCUGGCACGCCAGCGAUCAUUUCAGUAUCGCAGAUUCCUUGGUUUCAUACUACAAAGGGCCUGACGGCUGGGACUGGUGUCAUAUCAACAGCAUACAAAAGACCGUCGAUGGGGAUUACGUGGUGUCCUUCAGCCUCUGCAGCAUGGUCGUGCAUAUCAACGGCACCAGCGGCAUCCCCAUCUGGAUCAUGGGUGGAAAGAGAAACCAAUUCACCGACAGCGCCACCGGGCGAGCGCCCGACUUCGCCUUCCAACACCAUGUAACCUUCCACGACAAGGCCUUGAAGCACCUCACAAUGUUCGACAACCACGUUUAUAAUACCUCUUUUGGUUGUACUUCCAACUGUUCCACAGCUCGGUUCUUUACGGUCGACUACGCGACAAUGUCAAUGUCUAGCGUUCGUCAACUUUCGCAUCCAAAGGGCCUACAGUCUAUGGUCAUGGGAAAUGUCGAGUCUUUGGAUGGGGGGAAUACUCUUGUUUGUUGGGGAUUUAAUCCCGCAUUGACAGAGCAUAGGGCAGACGGGCAGGUGGUUUUGGACCUUCAGUUCGGUGUGUUAGGGCGCGCGCUUGGAUCGUACCGUGUCUACAAAAGGAACUGGGAAGGGUAUCCGACCUCGGAUCCAAGUAUCGUUGUGCAACGCCAGAAUGCCUCUUCGCCAGAGAUUCUCUAUGUGAGCUGGAACGGGGCAACGGAGGUGAAGUGCUGGGUAUUGCUGGCCUCAGCUUCAGUCAAUCCUCUUAGGCGAGCAACUGUCGUCGAUGCGGUUCCACGCGCUGGGUACGAAACGGCAAUUCUUGUGCGCACCUCGGCGCGGUAUAUCCGUGCUGUAGGCUUGGACGCGCAGAAAAAUGUCCUAGGCAUGUCCGCUAUGUGGGAUCGAGAGAAUGAGUCGAUGGUGAACAUUGACAAUCGUUGGCAAUUUGAGCACCACUGCUCGAAUGCACAAUCUGGUGAUCACAACAUUUCAUUGAGCUCUUGUUAUUGUGCGGAUGGAAUUCCUGAUGAAUGGAAAUGA
Molecule: messenger RNA, 1647 nt
Organism: Aspergillus melleus
Lineage: Eukaryota; Fungi; Ascomycota; Eurotiomycetes; Eurotiales; Aspergillaceae
Exons: 3
Coding region: 1-1647 (548 amino acids)
Source: RefSeq, a predicted model, not a curated record